GGAAGAACACACCCAGUGACAUCAGUGCGCUUUGAAGAAGAAGAAGAAGAAGAAGAAGAAGAAGAAGAAGAAGGAGGAGGAGGAGGAGGAGGAGAAGAAGUCUCCAGUCCAAGCUGCGCACAGGAGCAACGACAGGGCCGAAAGGUCCUCCCCGGGUUUCUUUUAAAUAUAUUUUUUAUUUAAAUCUCCGGAGAGUUCGAGAAGCAAACUGUCCCCAAAAACCUGCGCGUAAAGUUCGUUUUUCUCGUGUUUGACGCGCAGAGAGGAGGACAUGUCCACUUCCGACGAGACGGACGGGCUGCGGCCGAGAUAUGGCUCCGUCCUGGAUGGCGUGGAGCGGCUCACGGCGGAGGAGAUGGACGAGCAGCGGCAGCAGAACAUGGCCUACGAGUACCUUUGUCACCUGGAGGAAGCCAAACGAUGGAUGGAGGCCUGUCUGGACGAGGAGCUGCCUCCCACCACGGAGCUGGAGGAGGGGCUUAGGAACGGCGUCUAUCUGGCCAAACUGGGCAACUUCUUCGCCCCGAAGACCGUGUCCCUCAAGAAGAUCUACGACCGCGAGCAGACGCGCUACAAGGCCACCGGUCUUCAUUUCAGGCACACGGACAACGUCAUCCAGUGGCUCAACGCCAUGUCGGAGAAAGGGCUGCCGAAGAUCUUCUACCCGGAAACCACGGACAUAUACGACAGAAAGAACAUGCCCCGCUGCAUCUACUGUAUACAUGCACUCAGCCUGUACCUGUUCAAGCUGGGCCUGGCCCCCCAGAUCCAGGACCUGUAUGGGAAAGUGGAUUUCACCGAGGAGGAGAUCAACAACAUGAAGAGUGAGCUGGAAAAGUACGGGAUCCAGAUGCCCGCCUUCAGCAAGAUUGGCGGCAUCCUGGCCAAUGAGCUCUCGGUGGAUGAAGCUGCAUUGCAUGCCGCCGUGAUCGCCAUCAACGAGGCCAUCGACCAGGGCGUCCCGGAGGGCACGGUGGCCGCCAUGCAGAACCCCAACGCCAUGCUGGUCCACCUGGACCCGGUCUCUGCUCCCCAGUACCACGACACGCUGUACCAGGCCAAAGGACAGAAGGUGGCCAACUCACGCAAGCGGCAAAUGGAGAACGCCGACGCAGAGCGAGACAUCUACGACGAGCUCCUCACCCAGGCGGAGAUCCAGGGCAACGUCAACCAGGUCAACGUGAGCAACGCCCUGAGCGCGGCCGAGCAGGCGCUGCUGAGCGGCGACGAGGACAAGCUGUACGAGGCCCUCAAAGCCGUGGGGGUCCAGAACCUGCAGGUCCAGAACAAAGGCUGGUACCUCAAGCAGCUGCAGGCCGACCGGGAGAAUAAAGACCAGGCGUCUCCGGGAGAAGCCCUGACCAGGGACGAGCUGCAGGGCGGCGUGGACGUGGCCAAUGAGGUCGCAGAAGGCUACCUGAAGAUGUUGAGGGCGGUGGAGCGCAUCAACAGCGCCGUCAGGGCGGGCGUGCCGGAGAAGACGGUGGUGGAGCUGAUGAACCCCGACGCCCAGCUGCCGGAGGUCUACCCCAGUGCUGCAGACCUCUACCAGAGAGAGCUGCUCAGCCUGCAGCAGCAGAGCCCGGAGGGCUCGCUGUCCCACCCCGAGCUGCUGGUUGCCGUGGAGAUGCUGUCGUCGGUGGUGCUGAUGAACCAGGCGAUGGACGCCGGAGACCGAGCAGCGCUCUGGAAGCAGCUGUCCAGCGCCGUCACCGGACUCAGCAACGUGGAGGAUGAUUAUGCACAGAGGUACAUGGACGAGCUGAUGCGCCUCAAGGCGGCCGCCAGGGAGGACGGCUGCGACUUCCUCACCUGGAACGACAUCCAAGCCUGCGUGGACCAAGUCAACCAGACGGUGCAGGAGGAGCACGAACGUAUCGGAGCCAUCGGACUGAUCAACGAGGCCCUGGACGAAGGGGACCCCGCGAAGACCCUGUCCAUGCUGCAGAACCCCUCGGCCAAGCUCUCGGACGUGGACCCGUCGGUGGCUCAGCACUACCACGACAAACUGCUGGAGGCCCGCCGGGAGAAAGCUCACGAGACCCAGGACCCCUCCGCUGUGCUGUGGCUGGACGAGAUCCAGGACGCCGUAUUGGGGGCCAACCAGGACACCCAGGAGGCCUUACAGUUCUCGCAGUCCAUCCAGGCCGUCAACGAGGCGGUGGACGCCGGCGAGGCGGCCCAGACCCUGGCGGCGCUGCGAAACCCGGGGGCGACCCUGUACGGCGUCACCUCGGAGUGCGCCCACACCUACCAGCAGGACCUGUCCGCCAUCAAGGACGGGAAGAAGGCCGAGGGUGACAAUGGCGGCGAGUGGGUGAAGCACUGGGUGAAGGGCGGACACAACUACUACUACAACCUGCAGAGCCAGGAGGGCACCUGGGUGGAGCCGGAGGACUUCCUGCAGAACAACACGCAGCUCAACAAGGAGGACAUCCAGUCGGUGGUCUCCGGCGUGACCACGGCCUACAACCGGGAGCAGCUGUGGCUGGCCAACGAGUCCCUCAUCGCCAAGCUGCAGGCCCGGUGCCGGGGCUUCCUGGUGAGGAACGGCCGGAAGGAGCGGAUGAACUUCCUGGAGUCCCAGGACCCUGCCGUCACCUGCAUACAGGCACACUGGAAGGGCCACAAACAGAGGAAGAAGUUCAAGGACAGGAAGCAGUACCUGGAAGACCACAGCGCCGAGGCCGUCAAGAUCCAGUCCAUGGUCCGGAUGCACCAAGCCCGUAAGAAGUACAAGGAUCGCCUGAAGUACUUCCAAGAUCACAUCAAUCAGGUGGUGAAGAUCCAGGCUUUCAUCAGAGCCAACAAGGCCCGAGAUGACUACAAGACGCUGAUCAGCGCCGAGGACCCUCCGAUGGCGGUGGUGAGGAAGUUCGUCCACCUGCUGGACCACAGCGACCAGGACUUCCAGGAGGAGCUGGAGCUCAUGCGUCUGCGCGAGGAGGUGGUCACCAACAUCCGCUCCAACCAGCAGCUGGAGAACGACCUGAACCUCAUGGACAUCAAGAUCGGCCUGCUGGUGAAGAACAAGAUCACGCUGCAGGAGGUGGUGUCCCACAGCAAGAAGCUGACCAGGAAGAACAAGGGCCAGCUGUCCAACAUGAUGAUGAUGAACAAGCAGAGGGGGGGGCUGAAGGCCCUCAGCAAGGAGAAGAGGCUCAAGCUGGAGGCCUACCAGUACCUCUUUUACCUGUUGCAGACCAACCCGACGUAUCUCGCCAAGCUGAUCUUCCAGAUGCCGCAGAACAAAUCCACGAAGUUCAUGGACUCUGUGAUCUUCACGCUGUACAACUACGCCUCCAACCAGCGGGAGGAGUACCUGCUCACCAAGCUCUUCAAGACGGCCCUGCAGGAGGAGAUCAAGUCAAAGGUCGACCAGAUGAAGGACAUCGUCACGGGCAACCCGACCAUCAUCAAGAUGGUGGUGAGCUUCCACCGAGGCGCCCGGGGGCAGAACGCGCUGCGGCAGAUCCUGGCGCCGGUCGUCAAGGAGAUCAUGGACGACAAGGCGCUGAACAUCAAGACCGACCCGGUGGACAUCUACAAGAGCUGGGUCAACCAGAUGGAGACCCAGACCGGGGAGGCCAGCAAGCUGCCCUACGACGUGACCCCGGAGCAGGCCAUGGCCCACGAGGAGGUGAGGACCAGGCUGGAGGCCUCCAUCAAGAACAUGAAGAACAUCACCGACAAGUUCCUGUCCGCCAUCAUCGUGUCCGUGGACAAGAUCCCGUACGGGAUGCGUUUCGUGUCCAAAGUGCUGAAGGACACCCUCCAUGAGAAGUUUCCAGAUGCUACAGAGGACGAGCUGCUCAAGAUCGUGGGCAACCUGCUGUAUUACCGCUACAUGAACCCGGCCAUCGUGGCGCCCGACGCCUUCGACAUCAUCGAGGUGUCGGCGGGCGGCCAGCUGACCACGGAGCAGCGCAGGAACCUGGGCUCCGUGGCCAAGAUGCUGCAGCACGCCGCCUCCAACAAGAUGUUCCUGGGCGACAACGCCCACCUCAACCCCAUCAACGAGUACCUGGGCGCCUCGCACCAGAAGUUCAGACGCUUCUUCCUGUCGGCGUGCGACGUUCCUUCGCUCGAGGACAAGUUCAACGUGGAUCAGUACUCGGACCUGGUCACCGUCACCAAACCGGUCAUCUACAUCUCCAUCGGGGAGAUCAUCAACACCCACACGCUGCUGCUGGACCACCAGGACGCCAUCGCCCCGGAGCACAACGACCCCAUCCACGAGCUGCUGGAGGACCUGGGGGAGGUGCCCACCGUGGAGUCCCUCAUCGGUGAGAACCCUCUUCCCCCCGACGACCCCAACAAGGAGCUGAUGGGGAAAACGGAGGUUUCUCUCACGCUCACCAACAAGUUCGACGUCCCCGGCGAGGCCAACGUGGAGAUGGACGCCCGCACGCUGCUGCUCAACACCAAGAGGCUCAUCGUGGACGUGAUCCGGUUCCAGCCCGGAGACACGCUGACGGAGAUCCUGGACCUGACGGCAGGAACCCAGCAGGAAGCGGAGUACCACCGCGCCAUGCAGAGGAGGGCCGUCCGAGACGCCAAGACCCCCGAGAAGAUGAAGCAGGUGAAGCCGGUGGUGGACGACAGCCUGACGCUGCAGGGCAAGAAGGACAAGAUCAAGAGCAACCUGCAGCGGCUGGCCGAGCUGGGCAAGGUGCACCCGGAGAACCGCUACCAGGACCUCAUCAACGACAUCGCCAAGGACAUCAGGAACCAGAGGCGGUACCGUCAGCGGCGGAAAGCCGAGCUGGUGCGGCUCCAGCAGACCAACGUCGCCCUGAACUCAAAGACCAAUUUCUUCAACGUUCAGAUCGACUCGUACAACCAGUACAUCAAGACGUGCAUGGACAACCUGGCCAGCAAGGGCAAGCUGUCAAAGAAACCGGGCGACAACAAGGCCAAGAAGAGCAAGCAGGUCUCCCAGAAGUACACCGCCUCCCGCCUCCACGAGAAGGGCGUGCUGAUCGCCAUCGAGGACCUGCAGCCCAACCAGUUCAAGAACGCCAUUUUUGAGAUUUCUCCGGCCGAGGCCGUCGGAGUGUUUCAGGUGAAGGCCAAAUUCAUGGGCGUUCACCUGGAGACGUUACAGCUAGAAUACCAGGACCUCCUCCAGCUGCAGUACGAAGGCGUGGCGGUGAUGAAGCUCUUCGACCGGGCCACCAUCAACGUCAACCUGCUCAUUUUCCUGCUCAACAAGAAAUUUUAUGGGAAAUAGAAAAAAGAAAGGAUUAAAAAAAGAGAAAAGAGAAAUAAAAGGGCUGCAGACACUGAUUAAAAACCACAAAACCCUCUUUGAGGGUUGCAGAACGAGCCGCCGGCUUCCCCGUCACACUCCCGACUGCACUUCUCCCUCCUGCCGACGCAGCUUCACGUGCAUUAUUAUUUUAAUUAUUAUUAUUAUUAUUACGUGCUUUAACGGCCCGUCACGUGAGGUUUAAGAUUUUUAUGUUGUUUUGUUUCCUUUUGAAUGUCUUAUGCUUGGGCCUGGAUUAAUUAUAUAAAAAAAACAGAAAUAUGUAUGUUUUAUGUUAAGAGA
Messenger RNA from Cyclopterus lumpus (lumpfish), 5554 nucleotides. It is a transcript of the gene iqgap1, whose product is annotated as IQ motif containing GTPase activating protein 1. Gene Ontology annotation, molecular function: GTPase activator activity; calmodulin binding; actin filament binding. NCBI's taxonomy places the organism in Eukaryota, Metazoa, Chordata, Actinopteri, Perciformes, Cyclopteridae. The transcript is spliced from 37 exons. Gene Ontology annotation, cellular component: nucleus; cytoplasm. Gene Ontology annotation, biological process: regulation of actin cytoskeleton organization; regulation of GTPase activity. The coding region runs from base 272 to 5233 and encodes 1653 amino acids. The record is from RefSeq and is a predicted model, not a curated record.